Molecule: messenger RNA, 348 nt
Organism: Hyaloperonospora brassicae
Lineage: Eukaryota; Oomycota; Peronosporomycetes; Peronosporales; Peronosporaceae
Source: the annotation of a GenBank genome assembly
AUGUCUUCCAACCGCGCAGAGCCCCCGCGUGUAUAUGCAGCAGGCGACUUCAGCUGGAUGGAAGACGAGCGCUACGGCGGCACAAAGUCGCUGUGGACGCGCGUGAAGGAAGAUCCGCUCGUGCCGCUCGGGUGCGCGCUGACGGCGGCCGUGUUACUGGGCGGUCUCGUGACGUUCCAGCGCGGACAGUCCAAGUUGGGGAACAAGUUCAUGCAGGCGCGAGUGGUGCUGCAGACGGCCACCGUCUUUGCAGUGGCAGGGGGUGCAGCGAUGGCGGCUGGAGAGAAGAAGGAGAUGAAGAAGCUGAGCUACGAGGACCGCAUGAAGAUUGGGCUGUCGGACGAGUGA